AUGAUCAUACGAGUGACGUGCGAGUCGGAGGGGGGCGCGCAGUGCCCGCAGUGGGCGCUCGUGGAGCUGCAGGGCGAGCUGCGCGCCGACUUGCCCGCGCUCGCCUCCGCGCUGCCCGCCUCCGCGUUGCGAGGCGACGACGGGGGAAACGGCCGCGAGGGGUCGGUUCUUGGAAGCGCGGAAGGCAGCGGCUCAGGUGACUGUGACGCGGGGCGCGCGUGGGCGGAAGGGUGCACUCCAAUCGGCGUGCUGACGUGCCCGCGACAGGGAGCAGUGCGGCUGCAGGUGGGGCACCAUCAGCUGGAGGGCGCCAUGGCAGCGCUGCCCAAGCCGCUCGUGCUGCUCAGGAAGACAGCCGUGUCACUGCUGCCACAGGGGCGGCAGAGAGAGGCAGCAGCAGCCGAGGCAGAGAGGGGGGCGGCAGACGCGUGGAGGGAUGGGGCAGAGGGGAUGGAUGUGGAGGGUGGGAGGCAGGAGGGCAGGGGUGCUGAGGGCACAGCAGGGCUGGGUGCUGUGGGAGGGGCAGGGGAGGGGGAGGCAAGUGUGGGGUACCGAGUGGAGGGGGUGAUUCGCUGCAAGCUCAUCUUCAAGACGCGUCCCAAGCUCGUUCUCUCGGGCGCCCGGUAG
Messenger RNA from Closterium sp. Yama58-4, 627 nucleotides. The record is from the annotation of a GenBank genome assembly. NCBI's taxonomy places the organism in Eukaryota, Viridiplantae, Streptophyta, Zygnematophyceae, Desmidiales, Closteriaceae.